CCCAACUGGCUCUGGGUGCUGAGACUUGCCUGAAACCGGAGUUGAUAAUUGGGUAGACUCCAAAUAUUUGCUCUGCUGAGGGGAGGGAUCCGUCUCUUGAAGUCAAGCCUGAGGGAAUCUGGUUCUUACAGUCACUCUCUCAUGUUGGUAGUGUGGGCUGGAUUUUGAGCAGGCUUCAGAAGAGGCAGAAGUCCUGCCCAAAGCUCAGUCUGAGGCACCCAGGUGCUCUUCCUCCAUAACACCUUCAGUAUGUGGCAGCUUUCUGUGGCGCAGACAGCGAACUUGGUGCUGAAAGAUGGAACGAAGAUGAAGGGCUAUUCUUUUGGCUAUCCAUCCUCCACAGCAGGGGAAGUCGUAUUCAACACUGGUAUUUCUGGAUACACUGAAGCCUUGACAGAUCCCAGCUACAAAGGACAGAUUCUUACUCUGGCUAACCCCAUUGUUGGGAACAGUGGGGUGCCUGACACAGCUGCCUUGGACGAAAUGGGCCUCAGGAGGUUUCUGGAGUCCGAUGGAAUCAAGGUUUCAGGUUUGCUGGUGCUGGAUUACAGCAAUGAGUACAGUCACUGGCAGGCUGCAAGGAGUCUUGGGGAGUGGUUGCAGGAAGAAAAGGUGCCUGCUCUCUAUGGGAUCGAUACCAGAAUGUUGUCCAAAUUAAUUCGUGACAAGGGCACAGUACUUGGGAAGAUUGAAUUUGAAGGUCAACCCACAGAGUUUGCAGACCCAAAUAAGCAGAACUUAAUUGCAGAAGUUUCAACAAAGGAAGUCAAGGUAUAUGGCAGAGGGAAUCCAAUUAAAGUUGUAGCAGUUGACUGUGGGUUGAAGUACAACAUUAUUCGUCUGCUGGUAAAGCGAGGUGCCGAAGUACAUCUGGUUCCAUGGGACCAUGAUUUUAUCAGCAUGGAGUAUGAUGGCCUCGUAAUUUCUGGAGGUCCAGGGGAUCCGAUGAAUGCCCAGGAGGUGAUUCAGAGUGUCAGAAAGGUGCUGGAGAGCAAUCGCCCAGAGCCUCUGUUUGGAAUUAGCAUGGGGCAUGUGAUCACUGGAAUAGCAGCCGGAGCUACUUCCUACAAGAUGCAGAUGGCCAACAGAGGACAGAACCAGCCUGUCCUGAAUGCAGUGAAUGGACAGGCCGUCAUCACUGCUCAGAACCACGGUUAUGCCAUCGACAGCUCUACCCUCCCACCUGGCUGGAAACCUCUCUUUGUCAAUGCCAAUGAUCAAACAAAUGAGGGAAUUAUGCAUGAGACCAGACCAAUUUUCACAGCACAGUUCUACCCAGAUGCAAAUCCCGGGCCUACAGACACAGAGUUCCUGUUUGACUCAUUUAUUUCACUGGUAAAGAGAGGGAAAGGCACUACCAUUGCUUCGGUCCUGCCCAAGGCUGGAGCAGCAGCUUCUAGAGUGGAGGUCUCCAAAGUUCUCAUUCUUGGAUCCGGGGGCUUGUCCAUCGGUCAGGCAGGGGAAUUCGAUUACUCUGGAUCUCAGGCUGUGAAAGCCAUGAAGGAAGAAAAUGUGAAAACUGUCCUCAUGAAUCCUAACAUUGCUUCAGUGCAGACCAAUGAGACUGGCAUAAAGCAGGCUGAUGUUGUCUACUUCCUCCCCAUCACUCCCCACUUUGUCACGGAGGUCAUCAAGGCAGAAUGCCCUGAUGGAUUAAUUUUGGGCAUGGGUGGCCAAACAGCUCUCAACUGCGGAGUGGAACUCUUCAAGCAAGGAGUCCUGCAGCAGUAUGGUGUGAAGGUCCUAGGUACAUCAGUUGAAUCCAUCAUGGCUACAGAGGAUAGAAAGCUUUUUUCUGAUAAACUGACUGAGCUAAAUGAAAAGAUUGCUCCUAGCUUUGCAGUGGAAUCGAUUGAAGAUGCUUUGAAGGCAGCUGAGAAGAUUAGCUACCCUGUCAUGAUACGUUCUGCUUAUGCCCUUGGUGGUCUGGGGUCAGGCAUAUGUCCUGAUGAGGAAAGUUUGCUGGACCUUGGUACUAAGGCAUUUGCAAUGACUAACCAAAUUCUGGUGGAAAAGUCAGUUGUUGGCUGGAAGGAGAUAGAGUAUGAAGUUGUGAGAGAUGCUGUUGAUAACUGUAUUGCUGUCUGCAGUAUGGAAAACAUCGAUGCCAUGGGAGUCCACACAGGGGAUUCUGUUGUAGUGGCUCCAAGCCAGACACUUGCUAAUGAGGAAUUUCAGAUGCUGAGGGAUCGUGCCAUCAAGGUUGUCCGACAUUUGGAUAUUGUGGGAGAGUGCAAUAUCCAGUUUGCUCUGCAUCCAACUUCCCUGGAGUACUACAUCAUCGAAGUUAAUGCCAGACUCUCAAGAAGUUCAGCUUUGGCAUCAAAGGCAACAGGGUAUCCGUUAGCUUUCAUUGCUGCCAAAAUUGCCUUGGGGAUCCCCUUACCGGAAAUCAAAAACGUGAUGACAGGAAACACCUCGGCCUGCUUUGAGCCCAGCCUGGAUUAUGUUGUUACCAAGAUACCCCGCUGGGAUCUGGACCGCUUUCAGGGCACCUCUAACCGGAUUGGAAGCUCCAUGAAGAGUGUGGGGGAGGUUAUGGCUAUCGGCCGCACUUUUGAAGAGAGCUUCCAAAAAGCCCUGAGAAUGUGCCACCCCUCUGUAGAUGGCUUCACUUCACUCCUGCCCCUGAGUAAAGCCUGGCCAGCCAGCACAGAUCUCCAGAAGGAACUCUCUGAGCCAUCCAGCACUCGGAUAUAUGCAAUGGCCAAGGCUUUGGCUAACAAAGUCCCUGUGGAUGUCAUUCACAAGCUCACGGCCAUUGACAAGUGGUUCCUGUAUAAGAUGCGUGGCAUUGUGAACGUGGAGAAGAUCCUGAAGGAAGCGAACAGUGAAGCCAUUCCAGAAGAGACCCUGAGGAGGGCCAAACAGCUCGGCUUCUCGGACAAGCAAGUUGGGAAGUGCCUGGGGCUGACUGAACUGCAGUGCCGGCAGCUGAGACUGAGGAAGAACAUAGCUCCCUGGGUGAAAAAGAUCGACACGCUGGCGGCAGAGUACCCUGCAGUAACUAACUACCUGUACGUCACGUACAGUGGGCAGGAACACGAUGUAAAAUUUGAUGACUGUGGAGUGAUGGUGUUAGGCUGCGGACCAUAUCACAUAGGCAGCAGCGUGGAGUUUGAUUGGUGUGCUGUCUCCAGCAUCCGCACACUGCGUCAGCUUGGCAACAAGACCGUCGUGGUGAAUUGCAACCCGGAGACGGUGAGCACGGAUUUUGAUGAGUGUGACAGACUGUACUUUGAGGAGCUGUCAUUGGAAAGGAUCCUGGACAUCUACCAAUAUGAGGAAUGCAGUGGUUGCAUUAUUUCUGUAGGUGGGCAGAUUCCCAAUAAUUUGGCAGUGCCACUGUACCAGAGUGGAGUGAAGAUUCUUGGCACGAAUCCUUUGCAGAUUGACCGGGCAGAAGAUCGCUCUAUUUUCUCAGCUGUUCUGGAUGAGCUGCGUGUGGCCCAGGCUCCCUGGAAGGCAGUCAGCACUCUGAGAGAUGCAGUUGAAUUUGCAGGCUCUGUGAGUUACCCAUGUUUGCUGAGGCCUUCCUAUGUUCUGAGUGGGUCUGCAAUGAAUGUAGUAUUCACCGAAGAUGAAAUGAAUAAGUUCUUAGCAGAAGCCACAAGAGUCUCUCAGGAUCACCCUGUGGUACUCACUAAAUUUAUUGAAGAUGCCCGUGAGGUGGAAAUGGAUGCUGUAGCCAAGGCAGGAAGAGUUAUCUCGCAUGCUGUUUCAGAGCAUGUGGAGGAUGCAGGUGUUCACUCUGGAGAUGCCACUCUCAUGUUACCCACACAGACUAUUAGCCAGGGAGCCUUGGAGAAGGUAAAAGCUGCUACAAAGAAGAUUGCAAAUGCAUUUGCCAUUUCUGGUCCGUUCAACAUUCAGUUCUUGGUGCGAGGCAAUGAUGUGCUGGUGAUAGAGUGCAACUUGCGGGCUUCACGCUCCUUCCCUUUUGUAUCCAAGACUCUGGGUGUGGAUUUCAUUGAUGUGGCCACGAAAGUGAUGAUUGGAAAAGAGGUUAACGAGUCAACCCUCCCCACGCUGGAGCAGCCCAUUAUUCCCUCCAAAUACAUUGGGAUUAAGGCCCCGAUGUUUUCCUGGACCCGACUGAGAGAUGCUGACCCUGUUCUGCGAUGUGAAAUGGCCUCUACUGGGGAGGUUGCAUGCUUCGGGGAGGAUGUGUACUCUGCCUUCCAGAAAGCUAUGCUUGCCACUGGGUUUACGUUUCCUAAGAAAGGAAUUUUGAUCGGAAUCCAGAAGUCCUUCCGCCCCAAAUUCCUCAGUGUAGCAGAACUGCUGUGUGAGGAGGGCUUCAAGCUUUAUGCCACAGAAGCAACCUCUGACUGGCUCAAUGCAAACAGUAUCCCAGCAAACCCUGUGGCAUGGCCAUCACAGGAAAACCAGCAUCCCAGCCUCCCUUCAGUCAGGAGGCUGAUAAGGGAUGGGAAAAUAGAUCUGGUGAUUAACCUGCCCAACAGCAACACCAAGUUUGUCCAUGAUAAUUACAUGAUCCGGAGGAUGGCUAUUGACAGCGGGAUUGCUCUACUCACUAACUUCCAGGUGACAAAGCUUUUUGCUGAAGCUGUCAAAUACUCUGGGAAAUUGGACUCCAAGAGUCUCUUCCACUACAGACAGUUUGACAAUGGAAAUGCUGCAUAGAAGAGCUAUGUCCAGCCUGCUAUCUUACUGCUUCUGGCACCAUGGGAGAGGGGAUCUCAGAUCGUACACCUAACCGUGCAUUUUAUAGCAUCUGCACUGUUUGUCUUCCCAGCUUACACAAACUAAUUCCCAGUGAAUACUUCUGAUUGUUCAUUGGAAACCCAUCCUCUCCUCAGCCUCUCCACCGUCUUGUCUCCAUUUCCACUUAGGAACAAAUAUUACUUACUAGAUGGGUAGAUCUGGACACCACCAUAGCAGAGGAGAUGGAAGGAGAUACAAAUGCUCCUAUAUGGGAGUAGCUUUUGAUGACCAAGCCUGUUUCUUAGAAAGACCUUUUUUGGGUCCAUACUCCCAGCUAUUCUCAUGCUGAACUGCUGUAGCCUGGCCCCAAACUUCCAUAGCAAGGUCUGUAGCUCCUUUAUAUAAUAUAUACUUCAUACAAUGAUUAGAAAUCCUCCUGCUCAACUUAUACCAUGGACACCUGUCAUGGUACAGAACUGCUGAGGGUGUUGGGUGUGAUAGAAGCUCUUUAAAGAUAAAGGAACACAAAUUCCCCACGAUUCCCUGCAGUAGCUAAGGGGCAUGAUUCACCUACUUUUGUUUGUUUUAUUAACUCUGGCUAAGCAUCUUCUUCUGCAGCCUGCAGAUCUGAUGAGAGACAGAGGCUACAUGUGUGUACUGGAAUUGCUUCCACAUUUUGCUUAGUCCUUCAGGCUGUUAUUAUUACUAUUUUUUAAAUUCUAGCUCAUCAUUCUGAAUUCAAGCUGCCAUCACUGUAUCAUAAAAGCUCUCAGCUUUGUGUCUGGCUUCAAAAGUGGGGAACUCCCCAAAGACAUCUUUGUACUGUGACUGGGCAUUAAAAUUGAAUCUUCUCAGAAUGAGGUGAAAGUGUCGCAGUGCUUUAACCCUUGCAGCUAAGCGACCCCUUCACUUUCACUCCAGCCUUCUCUGCUGCUUUUUCAGCUCUAGCAAUGCCUGCAAAUGCUGCCCACAGAGCAGACUCCCACUGUGCCACCUGUUGCACAUUCUCAUGUACUGGUAGCACAGCAGAAGGCUUUAGCAGCUCCAUGGCCAACAGUGCUUCAUCCUACGUAUGUAUGCAGCAGACGCUGUACCUGCCCCUAAGUGUUUACCAGCUAGGGUCCACACAUUUGUCUUUUUUCCCCCAUGUUGCAGUAUGUGCACAGUAUACCCUGGAGCCGGAAGAUUCAAAGUUGGACUAACGCUAAAACAUUUCAGGAAGGUUACUAAAUCUGAUGAGAGCUGUUACUGAAAGGUGCAAAGGAAGGGACAGAGGCUGUGAUGACUUUGGGUACCCUGGAGACCCCCGAACAAUUGAUGCUGAGUGCCAGGACCAAAUUUAGAGCUAGGUGUAGACUUUAUUCCUGAUCUGGUUGAUAUUCUAAGUGCUCUGAUUGUGGGCUUGUCGUCAGGACUAACUUCUGCGAUGAACACAAUCCUGUCUGCUGUGCAUAGGGAGAGCUUUUGCACUUCUAGAGUAGAAAUGUUAUUAAACAAACAAACAAAAACAAAAUCAAAAAACAAAACCACCAAUCCAGAAGAGGCCAGAGCCAUCAACUGUUCACCCAUUCAGCUGUGAAAGGAAUGACUAACGGUGCUUAAUGAAGCAGUACUCUCUAAAUGCAUCCUGCACUUUUUUUUUUCCAGUGGCAAAAAUCCCAUUAACAACUGGUGUCAUCUCACAUCUUCCCAGCCUGUCUUUACCUCUAGUACUGAACAAAGUGACAUCUUCAAAUGUCUGUAUUCUCUUGUUCUUUUUUUUCUAUUUUGUAACUUUCCUCGUGAGCUGAAAAUGAAAUAAAUGCCCUGGAUUGUCA
Molecule: messenger RNA, 6485 nt
Organism: Cygnus olor (mute swan)
Lineage: Eukaryota; Metazoa; Chordata; Aves; Anseriformes; Anatidae
Gene: CPS1
Product: carbamoyl-phosphate synthase 1
Exons: 38
Coding region: 250-4647 (1465 amino acids)
Biological process (GO): 'de novo' pyrimidine nucleobase biosynthetic process; L-arginine biosynthetic process; L-glutamine metabolic process
Cellular component (GO): carbamoyl-phosphate synthase complex; cytoplasm
Molecular function (GO): ATP binding; metal ion binding; carbamoyl-phosphate synthase (glutamine-hydrolyzing) activity
Source: RefSeq, a predicted model, not a curated record